This is a messenger RNA of Phragmites australis (common reed), 1388 nucleotides long. RefSeq names its product heptahelical transmembrane protein ADIPOR2-like. The coding region runs from base 159 to 1199 and encodes 346 amino acids. Gene Ontology annotation, cellular component: membrane. The transcript has 4 exons. The record is from RefSeq and is a predicted model, not a curated record. Gene Ontology annotation, biological process: response to hormone. Lineage: Eukaryota; Viridiplantae; Streptophyta; Magnoliopsida; Poales; Poaceae. Gene Ontology annotation, molecular function: signaling receptor activity.
GCGUGUGGGACGGAGGAAAUCCAUGUGCCCGGCUCGCCCCUGCCGCCGUCCCACUCCCCACCCUCUCCCUCCUCCUCUCGCCGCGCGCUCCGGCUCGCCCCCGCGAACACCGGACGCAGAGGGCAGCUAGAUACCCAGCGCGCGCAUCGGACGGUCGCAUGGGAGCCGCGGCGGCUACGACGACGGAGCGGAGCCGCGCGUCCAAGAAGCAGGGGAUCACGGCGCGUUCGGGCGUGGAGGGUGCGGCGGCGCGGAGGCGGCCGCGGCUGGUGGGGUACGAGGAGCUGCCCGAGUACCUCAAGGACAACGAGUACAUCCGCGGCCACUACCGCGCCGAGUGGCCCGUCCGCGACGCGCUCCUCAGCGCCUUCGCCUGGCACAACGAGACCCUCAACGUCUGGACGCAUCUGGGAGGGUUCCUGCUGUUCUUGGCGCUCGCCGUCGCCGGAGGAGCGGGGGAGGCCGCCGACGAGGCCUCGCCGGGGAUCAUGAGGUUCGUGGUGAGAUCGGCCAACGUUUCAUGGGGCAGCGAUCGGUCGGGCCUGCCGAGCUAUGACGCCGGGGCGGCGGCGUUGUCCGGCGUGCCGCGGUGGCCGCGGACGGUGUUCCUGGUGGGCGCCAUGUCGUGCCUGGCCAUCAGCGCGACGGCGCACCUGCUGGCGUGCCACUCGCGCCGGGCCAGCGUCGUCUUCUGGCAGCUCGACUACGCCGGCAUCUCCGUGAUGAUCGUCGCCUCCUUCGUGCCGCCCGUGUACUACGCCUUCCUCUGCCACCCGCCGGCUCGCGUCGCCUACCUCUCCGCCAUCACCGCGCUCGGCGCGCUCGUCAUCGCCGCGCUGCUCUCCCCGUCCUGCUCCUCCCCUCGCUUCCGCCGCCUCCGCGCCGCGCUGUUCCUCGCCAUGGGCCUGUCGGGCGUCGUGCCGGCGAUGCACGCGCUGUGGCUCAACUGGGGGCACGCCGCAUGCUACCUGGCGCUCGCGCUCGAGGUCGCCAUGGGGCUCGCCUACGCCACUGGCGCCUGGUUCUACGUCAGCCGCGUGCCGGAGAAGUGGCGCCCCGGCGUGUUCGACGUCGUGGGACACAGCCACCAGAUCUUCCACGUGCUCGUGCUCGUCGGCGCCAUCACGCACUACGUGGCCGUCACCGUGCUGAUCCACUGGCGGGAGAAGGUGGCCGUCGCCUGUGGCGCCUCAAAGUAGGUUUUGCUCUUGCAGCAACCGAAAGGUGGUUGAUCCUUAGGCAACCAGAGCACUGUUCCAUUGGGUUGAUUCAACAACCAUUCAAAUGGAUUAAUGGAGUGGUAGCACCAUAGUGAGCUCUAGAGUUUGAGUGUGAUCUUGUGAACUGAUGAGUUUUAAUUUAAUUGAUGGGAUGAUUAUGGAGGUUGA